Molecule: messenger RNA, 561 nt
Organism: Episyrphus balteatus (marmalade hoverfly)
Lineage: Eukaryota; Metazoa; Arthropoda; Insecta; Diptera; Syrphidae
Product: dynein light chain roadblock-type 2-like
Exons: 2
Coding region: 136-501 (121 amino acids)
Biological process (GO): microtubule-based movement
Cellular component (GO): cytoplasm; centrosome; cytoplasmic dynein complex
Molecular function (GO): dynein intermediate chain binding
Source: RefSeq, a predicted model, not a curated record
UUUUUCUUUUGCCUAAAUAACUCAAUUUCUAUUAGUUCACAAAGAACUGUCUGAAAUUAUUUUCAGAACUGACAUUUCAGUUCAGUGAUUGUGAUACAUACCUUUGGGAAUGCUAUAAAAAGAUUUAUCAAAAAUAUGGAUAAGCCUGCAAAGACGGAAAAAAGAACAAAAAGCUAUGUGGAUGAAGUGUAUCGUCUUCUUCAGGAGCAACCAGGUGUAAAAGAUGUUAUCGUACUUAAUCAGUUGGCGAAUCCGAUCCGAACCACAAUGGAACACCAGCGUGCUGUAGAAUAUAGUGGUCUAUAUGAAAUGCUUUAUCAAAAAGUUCGAUAUAUGUUACUACAAAUUGAUCCUGAAGACGAACUUUUGGGAUUGCGUGUGCGGACAAAAUCGGAUGAAACUAUUGUGGCAGAAGAUGGGAAAAUCACAGUUAUGGUUGUGCAAAAUGCCAUAGAUAUGAUUCAGCCAAGAAUAGAAAAAAUAGAUGAUAGGCAUUUGUGAUUUUUUUUUUUAUGGAGACGCAUCGAAGAACCAAUAGAAAUGUUAUAAUUUAAAAUGUUA